UCGCCGCGCGCGGGACGACAUUAGGGACUCGGCGAUGCGCAGAAAGGAUCGAUGGGAUUUGAGCGAGAUGCCCGGACGACCGAGAGCUCGCGUGGAGUUUACACUUGGGGGUUGUCGCCACGGCAGCGCAGCUUAAGCUUUCCUGCGCGCUGCCAACUUCGGUCAACGAUUCGCAAUCGCCUCAGUCGGUAUUGAGUCUGGCGAACAACGCACGUAAGGAGGGAGAGCAUGGAGGCGGCAGCGACAGACGUCUUCCCCCCCUGCCGGUACACACACGAGGCGGUGAGCGGCCGGUGGGCUGCUUGUAGACGCACGGAGAGACAGACUAGGCCCGUCGCAAGGAUGUGGAGGAGGGCCUCCAACCGCCUGCGCCGAUUGCUGCUUCUGUACGGCAUCGCUUGGCUGCGGUUGCAAGGGGUGCAUGGAGAGAUGGGCAACCCGGUUGAAGCCAAGGGUACCCAGGGUGACUCAAUAACACUCCCCGGUGCAGUCAACAUGGACGAUGUCUUGUUUUUAACGUGGAGCAAAGUAGAGGGUUCUGGUCAGAUUCGCAUUGCCGUCUACAUGUACAAGCCUAAGGGCGCCGGCGAGCAGUCCAAUUCUUUAGGACCUUUGAAAGGACGGGCAGAGUUGACUGAUAGAGGCUCUCUCAGGAUAAAAGACCUGAAGCUUCGAGACGAGGGGAUGUACGUACUAACAGCCCUGCUGGAGGGAGUCGGAACACAAGAGAGGACCGUGUCCCUGGAAGUCAUAGUGCCUCCCAAGUUGGAGCUGAAUCCGCGACAGGACGUCUACGAGAGGAGGGGGAAGGCGGUCAAGCUAACCUGCACGGUGUCUCACGCCAGACCUAUGGUGAAGUACAUCCGCUGGGAGAAAGAUGGCGGACCGGUGGAUCAGCACCACGAAGCCACGACAUAUCCGGGCAAAGACUCGUACGAAUCCGUGCUGAGCUUACGGAACUUGACCAAGUCGGACUCGGGCAACUACACCUGCGUCACCGGGCACUUGGAGCGGAUUGUGGCGGCCAGCAGGCACGUGGAGGUCCACUAUCCUGCCACCAUUGUCAACGCUUCAGACCUGGUGGUGGCACCUGUACUGACCAAGGUGACCCUGUGGUGUGUAGCAGACGGGAAUCCCCCUCCUAACGUCACCUGGUACAAACUCGGCUGGCAGAACGAACCGACUGCUACACUGGAGCCAUCGGACAGUACCAGAAACAACAUCAUCUUCAACGAGAUCCACAGGAACGAUAGCGGGAAGUAUGCGUGUUCGGCUGCCAAUGGCAUCGGGAAGCAAGACUGGAGAACCAUCAGCCUGGUUGUGCGGGACUCGUCACAUAACUCCGGUAGGUAA
Messenger RNA from Branchiostoma belcheri (Belcher's lancelet), 1353 nucleotides. RefSeq names its product hemicentin-2-like. Gene Ontology annotation, biological process: cell-cell adhesion. Gene Ontology annotation, cellular component: cell-cell junction. NCBI's taxonomy places the organism in Eukaryota, Metazoa, Chordata, Leptocardii, Amphioxiformes, Branchiostomatidae. Bases 229 to 1353 code for a protein of 374 amino acids. Gene Ontology annotation, molecular function: cell adhesion molecule binding. The transcript has 5 exons. The record is from RefSeq and is a predicted model, not a curated record.